AUGACUAAUGCAAAUAAUACUUAUACAAUUUUAUUCUCUAAUAUGAACUAUUCCACGCCUUAUACCAAUAUAAGUCUAUUACAAAAUCAAUUAAUUUUAAAUAAUUAUGGUGAUUUAGCCAUAGUUGAAAGAUUAACUAUUUUCCUCACUUUUAUUGUAUCUAUUAUUGGUAUUAUUGGUAAUGCAGGUACAAUAAUUGUAUUGAAUCAAAAAACGAUGCGUCAAUGGCGUUCAUCAAUAUUACUAACAGCAUUAGCUGCAGUAGAUUUGCUUUAUUUAUCAAUUAUAUUCUUAUCGAUUAUUGAUACAUUAACAAAUCAAGCUGUUGGUCUUCAUCGUUCGAUUUUACUUUGUCAAGCAACUGUUUAUAUAACACAUGUUUGUUCAUUUUUAUCAGCAGCAUGCACAUUAUCAUUUACAUUACAACGUUUUAUAGCUGUUCAUUUUCCAUUGCAUGCUAAUGCAAUAAUAUCCAAUCGUUCAUCAAUUAUAACGAUUCUAUCGCUCGUAUUCAUUAGUUCAAGUUUCUAUGCAUUUAGCUUUUUUGUAACAAAUAUAUCUCAAGGACAAUGUCGAGAAGACGAAAGUUAUCCAGUACUAUUCCCAUUAUUAAUUGUUGAUAUAUGUUUGACAUUUGUUAUACCAUUUAUAUUUAUUCUACUCUGCAAUGUUGCUAUUGUCUAUAAAUUACAAUCCAGAAAAAAAUUUACUCAAAGUUUCAUUGAUUCGACGGCAAAAGCAAGUUGUUGCCAACGAGCAACAGAUGGCCAUAAUGAAAGACAAGAACUAUAUGGAUCCAAUUCUCAAAGAAAUAUUAGUACUGAUUAUAUUCACUUAAAACGAGGAGAGAAAAAACAUAAUUAUAAAAUGAGUACACAAUUGGACGAAUCCCAAAGAUCAGAGCAUAAAUAUUUAUCGCGUCUUAGUUAUCCCCGUCUAUCCAUGGGAAGAUCAUCGUGCGAAUAUGUGGCACAGAUAGGAACUCUGCAAAGACAUCAACAAGCAAUAUCUCAACGAACAACAAAAAUGCUUGUUAUAUGUUCAACAACAUUUUUAAUAUUUAAUUCUCCCUAUAGUGCAGUGUUAUUCUAUUCAAUUAUAUCGAAACAAGUUCUAACACGGCCAUUGGAUAUAUUAAGAUAUUUUUAUUUCAUGUCAUUCUGUUUGAAUUUUUUCCUUUAUUCACUAUGUGGAAAUCGUUUCCGUCAUGAACUUAUCAUUCUCCUUAAAAAAGUUUGUCAUAGAUGUUGUAUGAAUAUAUUUCCUCAACAUUGUUUACCUUUAUCUAAAUCUUCACCGCACACAGCUGAUUCCAUUUCAACUAUUCGAACUCGUAUUUAA
Rotaria socialis is the source of this 1341-nucleotide messenger RNA. The record is from the annotation of a GenBank genome assembly. NCBI's taxonomy places the organism in Eukaryota, Metazoa, Rotifera, Eurotatoria, Philodinida, Philodinidae.